CCAGCCUCUUUUUUUGUACAGUUAAGUACAGUUAAGUUAACCGCAUGUAUAUUGUAGGGGAGGCGUUUCGAUAUGUAGCAUUAAUAACGCUAAAGCAGAGCAAAUGGUGUACAUGCAGAGAUCACGAGAAAAUUAAGUCGUUAUCACAACAAAACAAGAAAGAAAAAAUACAAUACUGCAUAGCCUUUUAGGACUCGUUUCAAACCUCUCCUGUGGAUAUCAAGCUGCUAAUCCACAACAUGCACAAACACAAUGUAGUUUCUCUUAAACCCUUUCUGUUCUCUGUACAUUUUCAUUAAAGUGGCUGCUAUCACAUGUUCAUAUUCACAAGAAUUUUUACACACUGCUCCAUAGACACAGACAGUACACUGCUCAGUGUUGUUUUAUGUAUCUCUCUAGGACAACUUACUCUUUAACUCUGUGUUGUUGUAUGAAGCACCAUGGUUCUGGUGGAAAGUGUUUUAUUUCACUGUGUACUGUGUCAGCUAUGUAUAGUCAAAAUGACAAUAAAAGAACUUUGACAUCUUUCAGUGGUUUAAUAGGAGAAAAAUAACUACCCAAAAAACUAAAAGUAAAAAGACAAAAGUAUAGUGACUUUGAAGAAUGAUUAAUUAAAAAUUAAAAACUGUCAUUUGAUCAACUAUCAGUUUGAGCUGAAAUCUGCUUCCUGGCUGAAUUAUAUUGACUGAUUUAGUGGCCAAGGAAUAACUUGGAGGCAGUAGCGGUUUUUAGAGGCUCCUGUGCCACUCACUCGUUUUCCCUUCCAAUCCCGUAGUUGGAUAAAGUAAACCAUUGCUACAAAUCUUGUGUAGCAUGUCAAUAGAGACCUUUUGGUCGCAUUGUUUGUCUUAGAUGCCACAACCUGCCAAGAAACCUGGAAAAAAGUAUUCACCUAUGGAUGCAGCAGCCAAGGACCCCUAGUGUAGCUCAGCUGGUGCUAAUAGUGAGUCUGAACUAAACCUGGCACAUGAGAAAGCAAUUAUGACUGAGAAUAAAUACAGCUCAGUAGAUGACAAAUUGGGCGCACUUGCAGAAACAGUGCAUAUCCACACUUAUGGUGUAAUUCCAAUUACUGUAUGGUAUAAUUCAGUGUUACUCAUUGCGCGGCUUGCGAGCCUCCUGCGGUUCGCCAAGCUUUAAUAUGCGGCUCGCAUGGCAGUAAAUAAUACGAUGAUAUGAUCAUGUGGUUAAAAUUUAUUUUUCAUUUAAAUAACAUUAAAAACAUUCAGGGAAGCAUAGAAAAACGAAUGUGCUCUAUUACAAAUAAUAAUAUAUAUUUAUAUAUAUUAUUUGACUCGUCACUGACUCACUGCGUUCUGCGCAAUAGCCAGUUUUUGGCAGCCUGCCAGAAGCUAGUUUGUGUUUCAUGCUAGUUAACUUGUGUUUACUGUACACACGGACUAAAAAAUGGAUCGAUUUCUUAUCAAACAAUCUCGCACACAAAAUGAACAGCAACAAAGCAAUGUGGCAGUGACAAAAGAGGUAACUGAUGGGGAGCAUGCAUCAUCCGCAACUUGAAGACUGAAUAACUUGGCAUACAGUACUUUGCGGUGAAAGUGGCUCUCCUAUUGACUUUGUCCUAUGAGUGUGGCUCACAUGAAGAAAAUAGUGAAGACCACUGGUAUAAUUCAUGGAAUAUAUGACUCUUCCUGUUGUUUCUGAGGAACAGCGGGAAUUUCCUAAUGCUCCCAUUACAAGAAAGGAAGCUAUAACCGCAUCCCCUAGUCUGAAAUCUGGUACUGUAAAUCACCUGGGCCAGAUGGCCUCCCAUGUGAAAUGUAUAAAGAAUUUGUCCAUAUUCUAUUAGGCCCUCUCUUAGCUAUGCUUAAUCAUUCAUUUUUGAUAUACAGGCUACCUGCUACUCUUAGCGAAGCAACUAUUUCUAUAGGCCUAAUAGGCCCAUUGUGUCAGAUUUAAAAUUGCUAUCUAAAAUUUUAUCACUAAAAUUGGAGAAGGUUCUACCAUUUAUUAUGAAUUAAAACCGGACAGGUUCCUUUAUUUGGAGCAAAAGAAAACCCAGACUAAAACUAUGAAAACUACUGAUCUCUACUGAGAAGGGCUUUGAUUUAUUAAUGUAUGGCUUAAUGUAGACUCUAAAUCACUGUGGCUUGAUCUUGAAUCCUUACAGUCCAGCUGCCCCUUACAAAACCUAUUAUUUGUUAUUAUUUACCUCUGUGUAAUAAUCCCUUAGUAUGUAAUACUCUGACCUGGCAUGGUAUACAAAGGCUGGAAGUCAGGAGUGACAUAACUUCCUUCACUUCAGCCACUUUUGAAUAACCCAGUUUUCCUGCCUAGUACUGUUGACUCUGGCUUUAAUUUAUGGCUUAUUUAUGCGAUACUUAGGAAAAGAUAUUAAGAAAAUAAAAGUGAAAAAGAUAUAAAGAAAUAAUCUUUAUUAAGUUUUGAUAACUUAGUUUCAAGAUAUAAUCUUCCUAGUCAGCACUUUUUAAGAUUUUUGCAAAUUAAUGAUUAUAUAUUAAAAAAAUACUACACUCACCUCAAAUUCCUCAUUUUCAGUUAUCGAGGAAAUCUGUCUGAAAUCUCCUACAGACAAGUGCUGAUGGUGGUGUUGUGUCUCCUCAGCCAUGCAGCUCUGCAGCCUUCAUCACUGUGUCCUCUUCUUCCUCAUCUUCACAUUCACCACUGCUCCUGUCUCAGCUCUUGAGAUCUGUCCUACACGGACCAAGCUUCAUCAGCCAGUGACGCUCUCAUGUAAUCAUCAAUGUUCUGGUUUAUUGCAAUGGUCUUUACUUAGUAAUCGAGAUGUUGUCCAGGCUCAGUGUGAUCAGACAUCAUGCAAGUCGGAGGAGGGAUUUAGUAUCUCUCAUGAUCAGUACCUGAAGGGAGAUUCCUCUCUCACCAUCACUGAAGCUGAUUACAGUAAGAGGAACGAGUACGCAUGUGAAUGUGACGACUCAGAUUUCGCUUAUGUGCGCCUCGUCAUAGAGACUGUCUUCACGCCAGUUCAGAUGAAGUCUGAUGAAAACCUGAAGCUGAAUGUGUCUAUACCAGAGCUAGUGGAGGUGAUUUAUAAAAGUGGUGAUGCAGCUAAUGAAGUGAUCUGCAACGUGACUAAAGACUCACUACAGUGUAAAGAUGAUUACAGACACAGAACAUCACUCACUUUCCCUGAGCUCACACUGAGAGACAUGAAGCCGAGGGAUAGUGGAAGUUACACCAUCCGGGACACCAAGAAUAAUGAAGACAUUCAGAUAUACGCCGUGUCUGUGGAAGAGCCUGGUUUUCCAGUGUGGGGGAUUGUAAUGAUAGUGCUGAUUAUUCUCUGUUGCUGUGCUGGAGUGGGAAUAUACCUAAUGCAUAGAAAACAUAGGAUAAAUCAGUUGAGCAGGCGACUGCUACAAGUGGAACAGCUUGUACAGCAGGCUGAAGAAGGGACAGAGGAGAACAUCACUGAGGUCGAGAUGUCCGUCAAUCAGCUGCAGCAAACGUACAUCAACACUAUAUAUUCAGCCCAGGUCGAAUUGUUCUGCAGGGUAAAGACAAAACAGCUGCAACAGUGUAGAAAAGAAGAGUUAAACAGUCGACUGCUACAUGCCCUAAAGCUUGUACAGAAGGCUGAAAAUGGGAAAAAGGAGAACAUCAGAGAAGCAGAGAAGGAGCUCAAACAGCUGGAGAAGAGGUACAAGGACACUGAAUAUUUGGACGAGGUCUCAGUGUUCUGCAUGGUACAGAGGUCACAGGUGAACUGGUACAGACUACAGUACAGCUGUGAAGGACGUCUAAUGACUGAGAGAAGAGAGGUGAACAGGCGACUGCUUUGUGUGGACCAGAUUGUACAGCAGGCUGAAGAAGGGACAGAGGAGAAAAUCAGAGAAGCAGAUGAAGCGAUAGAUGAGUUGGAGCAGCAGUACGAUAACACAAUAUAUUCAGAACAAGUCUUAAUGCUCUGUGAGGUAAAGAGGGAACAUCUGAAGAGAUACAAACCAGAGCACAUCAAAGAAGAACAUCUAAGGACUGAGGACAAAAAGUUGAACAGUCGAGUGCAAGAGAUGGAACAGCUUGUACUGCAGGCUGAAGAAGGGGAAGAGGAGAAGCUCUGUGAAGCUGAGAUAGAGAUCAAUCAGCUGGAGCUGCAGUACAGCAACUCUGUAUAUUCAGGACAUGUUUCAUUGUUCUGUAUGUUAAUGAGGGCACAGCUGUUCUGGUACAGACUACUACACAGUGAUGAAGAACAGACAAUGACUGAUAAAACAGAGAUUCUGUGGAAGGUGGAGGAGUUGAUCGACAGUUUACAGAAGCUCAGAGAUGGAGCAGAGGGAGAGCAGGAGGCAGCGAGCUUCACAGUGGUGGACGAGAUAGAAAAACAUCUGACGGAGUUCAAAAAGUGGUGUGAAGAGAAAAGGGGAGAAGAUAACUGACCUCAUAUACUGUAGCAGCACAGGGGUGGAGCUGUGUGAGACCAACACACACACACACACACACACACACACACACACACACACACUCAUGCACACACAAGCAUUCUUCCUCUGCAGCUGUUCCACCAGGUGAUUGAGAUAAACACAGAAAGACACAAGAUUUACUCCCUUUAUAAUCACAUAUAUUAAGAUAUUAAGAUUAGAAUUACUAAGCACAAUUUUAUUUUAACAAAAUCUAACUUCAUUGAAUUAACUUGAAAACAUCAAACAAAACACAUGCAAUUAAACAAGCAAUCAUCAAUUGUCCUGAACUUUCAAAUCAAAUUAAAAUCAAAUCAAAUUUUAUUUGUCACAUACACAUACAGUACAUACAAAGUACAAAAUGCAGUGAAACUCUUUUUACAACUGUCCGGUAUUCAAGCAUAAAAGGAAAAAGGAAUGCAAUUUGGGAUAAAAAAAAACUCUAAAGGAGGUAGACAAAUAAAGUAUAAACUUUAUAAGAACUAUAUAAAAUAUGAAAACAUAUGUGAAAAAUAGUGUAUAUACAUAAAUGCGUCUUUAUGAUUGUCCUUAAAGUGUCCAUGUGCAGUAACUUUAUCUUCCACUCCAUUACACUACAGUAUUUUUCAUUAUGGUUCCUAAACUGGCCUUAAAUAAAUCCUGAUUCCCAGUCAGAGGUUCCCGUUGCAGUGUUUGAGUCGAUCUCACUGGUGCUCUCCUAUCUCUAGCACUGAAGUCGUCUGUGUGUUUGUAGGAUGGAUGGUCUGGAUGUUGACAGGACUGAGGUGUGUACAAGUUGGUGUGUAAUUCUGAGAUUGUGUGUAUCAUAUUGAGAAAAUAAUGAACUGUUACAUGAAUUGUGUUAGCAAUCUUUAAUACAAAAAAAUAUCUUCCAAUGUUAUUUUUUAAUACAAGAAA
Molecule: messenger RNA, 5297 nt
Organism: Tachysurus vachellii
Lineage: Eukaryota; Metazoa; Chordata; Actinopteri; Siluriformes; Bagridae
Exons: 10
Coding region: 2586-4379 (597 amino acids)
Source: RefSeq, a predicted model, not a curated record